Eptesicus fuscus (big brown bat) is the source of this 2151-nucleotide messenger RNA. It is a transcript of the gene IGFBP3, whose product is annotated as insulin like growth factor binding protein 3. The record is from RefSeq and is a predicted model, not a curated record. NCBI's taxonomy places the organism in Eukaryota, Metazoa, Chordata, Mammalia, Chiroptera, Vespertilionidae. The coding region runs from base 166 to 1032 and encodes 288 amino acids. Gene Ontology annotation, cellular component: extracellular region. Gene Ontology annotation, biological process: regulation of insulin-like growth factor receptor signaling pathway. Gene Ontology annotation, molecular function: insulin-like growth factor II binding; fibronectin binding; insulin-like growth factor I binding. The transcript is spliced from 5 exons.
GUGCUGCGCUGAAGUCUGACCGACGCCUGCUCCGCUCCCGGCUCCCGGCUCCCAGCUCCUCGGCCCCCAGCUCCUCCGCUCCCGCAGCCCGCGCCGACCGCCGCCGCCCCGUGCCCGCGCUGAGCAGCAGACCCGGCUGAGCCGCGGACCCCCGCAGCGGGCGCCAUGCAGCCGACGCGCCCCGCGCUCCUGGCCGCCACGCUGGCCGCGCUGGCGCUGCUCCUCGGGCUGCCCGCGGCGCGGGCCGGUGCCGGGGCGGCGGGCGCGGGCCCGGUCGUGCGCUGCGAACCCUGCGACGCGCGCGCUCUGGCCCAGUGCGCGCCCCCGCCCGCCGGCUGCGCCGAGCUGGUGCGCGAGCCGGGCUGCGGCUGCUGCCUGACGUGCGCGCUGCGCGAGGGCCAGCCGUGCGGCGUCUACACCGAGCGCUGCGGCUCCGGCCUCCGCUGCCUCCCGCCGCCCGGCGAGGCGCGCCCGCUGCAGGCGCUGCUGGAGGGCCGCGGGCUCUGCGCCAACGCCAGUGCCGCCGGCCGCCCGCGCCCCCAGGCCCCGCCCGCGCCAGGAAACGGCAGUGAGUCGGAGGAAGACCACAGCGCCGUGACCGCGGGGAGCCCGGCGCUGACCGGCACUCACUGGGCCCCCGACUCCAAGUUCCACCCCGGCCACACCAAGAUGGACGCCAUCAAGAGAGGGAACGCCAAGGACAGCCAGCGCCACAAGGUCCACUCGGAGGCCCAGAGCACGGUCACCCAGAACUUCUCCUCCGAGACCAAGCAGGACACAGAAUACGGGCCCUGCCGCCGGGAGAUGGAGGACACGCUGAACCGACUCAAGUCCCUGAGCACCCUGAGCCCGCGGGGCGUCCACCUCCCCAACUGCGACAGGAAGGGCUUCUACAAGAAGAAGCAGUGCCGCCCAUCCAAGGGCAGGAAGCGCGGCUACUGCUGGUGCGUGGACAAGUACGGGCAGCCCCUCCCCGGCCACGACCCGCGGGGCAGAGCGGACGUGCACUGCGACAGCGCGGAGAGCCUGUGACCCGUUCAGAGGGACUCAAACACCGACUCUGCACCAAAGACGGCCCAGGCGGUGACCAGCAGUGGCUACAGCCUCGAGGAUCUGUCUGUCUCUGGCGAAUCCGUUUCCUUUUAAACCACGUUUAGGGAGAGACCCCUGAAAUGCCUGGGCUCUCAGCAGUGCGCUGAGCGGCUUCCACUCCCCAGCAGCCAGGGAACCACGUGAUUUUUCUCGUCGCCUCUCCGAACCUCCUUAUGAACUCAAGCGCAGACGCAGCCCACCCACCCGGGACCUCGCGCCCUAGCACCCUGCCACGUGGGCCUCCCGGGAACGCCAGCCUCUGCCCGGGGGCGUCUGCGCCUCUGGACGCACCUGCCGGGAACCAGGCCUGCGCCCCUCCGCCCACCAGCGAGCUCCUGCCCUCAGGCGGCCUGUCCUGCUUGGGGACGCGUGGAGACCAUGAGGGGAGUCCUGCCUUUUUUAAUGACCAAGAAGGUGCUCAGACCCGGGCACCUGGAGAAGUGGGUGGCCCGGCAGGCUCGGCCCCCAGGGCAGGGGCGGGGGGGGGGGUGCAAAGCCACACCUUUGUCUUCAGAGGCGCCCCAGACAGCGGCUCGAUGCUCGGGGGGGCGGCAGGCAAGGGUGUUUUCCACUCACAACUCCAAGAUCGAGGUAGUUUCCGAGGAUACGCUCCUCAGAGGCAAAGGAGGUUGUGUUCAUCCCUCGCCACGUGCCCUCCGUGCACAAUGUAACACGUAUGAAUAACCAUGUAUCUAACCAGAGACAGGGGCCCUGGGGUAACACAUAUGAAUAACCAUGUAUCUAACCAGAGACAGGGGCCCGGGGGACCCCGGAGUCGCCCCUCCUGACUCACGUAUUCACAGAGAAGCGCCUUCGUGAGCUGUCACCGCUGCGUGCAUCCUGGCCCACAGGUAACAGGGCCUGGACGCCACGGUCUCAGACGCCCGGCGGCCACGGCCUGUGGCCACGCGCCGCCCUCGGCCAGGCCGGGGGUCUCCAGACACUGCCUACCUUUCGCUUUCCUUUAUUUUUUUAAUCAAGUUUUCAGAAAGUAUUUUUGAGAAGUCGGUCUCACCAUGUAUUUAUAAUUGGUUAAUAAAGUGUUUACCGUGAAAAGCG